AUGGUUCCUCACUCUGAGGACAAGGUUCGACACUCUCAGGACAUAGGCACCUCAAUCUCAGGACAAGGUUCCUCACUCGGAAGACAAGGUUCCUCCGUGUAAAGGCAGGUUCCUCACACUAAGGACAAGGUUCCCGAUUCUGAGGACAAAGUUCAUCACUCUGAAGGCAUGUACCACAAUCUAAGGCAAGGUUCCUCACUCUGAGGACAAGGUUCCUCACUCUGACGACAAAGUUCCUCACUCUGAGGACAAGUUUCCACACUCUGAGGACAAGGUUGCUCACUCUGAGGACAAGGUUCCUCAUUCUGAGGACAAGGUUCCUCACUCUGAGGACAAGGUUCCUCACUCUGAGGACAAGAUUCUCACUCUCAGGACAAGUUUCCUUACUCUGAAGACAAGGGUCCUCACACUGAGGACAAGGUUCCUCACUCUGAAGACAAGGUUCUUCACACUGAGGACAAGGUUCCUCACACUGAGGACAGGGUUCCUCACUCUGAGAACAAGGUUCGUCUGUCUGAGGACAAGCUUUCUCACUCUGACGACAAGGUGCUUCACACUGAGGACAAGGUUCCUCACUCUAAGAACACUGAGGAACCUUCACCUCAGAGUGAGAACCUUGUCCUCAGAGUGAGGAAGCUUGUCGUCAGAAUGAGGAACCUUGUUUUCAGAGUGAGGAACCUGCUUCAGAGUGAGAAACCUUGCCCUCAGAGUGCGGAUCCUAGUCAUCAGAGUGAGGAACCUUUUCCUCAGAGUGAGGAACCUUGUCCUCAGAGUGAGGAAUCUUGCCUGAGAAUGUGGAACCUUGUUCUCAGAGUGAGGAACUUUGUCCUCAUAGUGAGGAACCUUUUCCUCAGAGAGAGGAACCUGCCUUCAGAGUGA
Paramuricea clavata is the source of this 879-nucleotide messenger RNA. NCBI's taxonomy places the organism in Eukaryota, Metazoa, Cnidaria, Anthozoa, Malacalcyonacea, Plexauridae. The record is from the annotation of a GenBank genome assembly.